AUGAUUGAUGCGGACUCCGGCUGCGGUGACAUAGCCUUAAAGGACUCCGGCUGCGGCGACAUAGCCUUAAAGGACUCCGGCUGCAGUGACAUAGCCUUAAAGGAGUCCUGCUCCUGCUGCGGUGACAUCGCCUUAAAGGACUCCGGCUGCGGUGACAUAGCCUUAAAGGACUCUGGCUGCGGUGACAUAGCCUUAAAGGAUUCCGGCUGCGGUGACAUAGCCUUAAAGGACUCCCGCUGCUGCAUCAUAGCCUUAAAGGACUCCUGCUCUGGCGACAUGGCCUUAAAGGACUCCUGCGACAUAGCCUUAAAGGACUCCAGCUCCUGCUGCUGCGACAUAGCCUUAAAGGACUCCUGUGACAUAGCCUUAAAGGACUCCGGCUGCG
This is a messenger RNA of Psammomys obesus (fat sand rat), 385 nucleotides long. RefSeq names its product keratin-associated protein 5-2-like. The transcript has a single exon. NCBI's taxonomy places the organism in Eukaryota, Metazoa, Chordata, Mammalia, Rodentia, Muridae. The annotation marks the transcript as partial. The record is from RefSeq and is a predicted model, not a curated record.